Molecule: messenger RNA, 195 nt
Organism: Trametes versicolor FP-101664 SS1
Lineage: Eukaryota; Fungi; Basidiomycota; Agaricomycetes; Polyporales; Polyporaceae
Exons: 2
Source: RefSeq, a predicted model, not a curated record
AUGACCGCAGUCCAAACCAGCCUGAACGUCACACCGACGUUCCUCGACCCCCGCACAGACUUCAUCGAACAGAUCUUCGCACAGCUGGAAGAGGAUAACGAGCGACGCGCGCAACAGAGCCUCGAGCCCGCCGACCUGCCGCAGGAGGUGUACGGCCGCGUCGCCUCCCCCGCACCGCCAGCUGCACCUACCAUG